GUCCUCUCACCAAGUCCUCCCCUCAUCUCCCUCCCUCCCUCCGGCUGGCUUUCUCCUGCUCCCUUUCUGGGAUCCUCCCUCUCCCGGUCUCACCCCUUCCCCAUCUCACCCAACUCCCUUCCCCCUGCCUCGGGCCUGACUCCCCUGCCCCAUCCCUUCCUGCCCUGUCCCCUUUGUGUCCCCCCUCUCCAUCUCCCCUCUGGCUUUUUGUCUUUUCUCCACCUCUAACUCCCUUCAGCUCCAUCUCCCUGUCCCUUCCCCACUGCUCUCCUCCCUGCCCGAGGCCCGAGCCACCAUGCUGACCCUGGUGGCUGGGGGGGUGGUGUUCCCCGGACUCUUCCUCCUCUCCAAGAACACGCUCCAGCGGUUGCCCCAGCUGCGCUGGGAGGAGGCCGACGCGGUCAUUGUCUCCGCCAGGCUGGUGUCCUCUGUCCAAGCUGUCAUGGCCUCCACAGCUGGCUACAUCGUCUCCACCUCCUGCAAGCACAUCAUCGAUGACCAACACUGGCUUUCCUCCGCCUACACGCAGUUCGCAGUGCCCUACUUCAUCUACGACAUCUACGCCAUGUUUCUCUGCCACUGGCACAAGCACCAGGUCAAGGGGCACGGAGGGGACGAAGGAGAGGCCCGGGCCCCCGGCAGCACCUGGGCCGUGGCGCGCGGCUACCUGCACAAGGAGUUCCUCAUGGUGCUGCACCACGCCGUCAUGGUGCUGGUGUGCUUCCCGCUGUCCGUGGUGUGGCGUCAGGGCAAAGGCGACUACUUUCUAGGCUGCCUGCUGAUGGCCGAGGUCAGCACGCCCUUCGUCUGCCUGGGCAAGAUCCUCAUCCAGUACAAGCAGCAGCACACGCUGCUGCACAAGGUGAACGGCGCCCUGAUGCUGCUCAGCUUCCUGUGCUGCCGGGUGCUGCUCUUCCCCUACCUGUACUGGGCCUACGGGCGGCACGCGGGGCUGCCGCUGCUCGCCGUGCCCCUCGCCCUCCCGGCGCACGUCAACCUGGGCGCCGCGCUGCUGCUCGCCCCGCAGCUCUACUGGUUCUUCCUCAUCUGCCGCGGGGCCUGCCGCCUCUUCUGGCCGCGCGGCUCCCCGCCGCCCUCGCCCGCGCCGGCCCGCGAGUGAGGCGGGGCCCGAGGACCCUGCCCGCCCCUCCGCCAGCCCCACCCCGACCCCCCGGGGACGAGGCUCUGGGGCUGCUGCGAGGGGUGUGGAGCCGGGAGCCUGGCCGCCCGGGACGGACGAUGGACUCCGAGGGGUGGGUGCAGGCCCGCAGGGCCCGGGGCAGGGCGGGUGGAGGGGCGGGAGAGGGCCUGGGCCCGCGGCGCCUCCCGCAGACCCGUCUCUGACCACAGCCCGGGCCCUGGAGAGCGAAGGGCAGCGGAAGGGGCGCCCCUUCCCCUCCUGGUACGGCUUGAGGGCGGGGGGAGGCUGCUGGAGGCUCACGGGGACCAGGAACCAGAAGGUGGGGAGGCCCUGCUGCAGCUCCUCCCAGCUCCCUGCUCGGGGCGGGCGGCCCGCAGCGCCUCUCCGGGGGCCAGCCUGGGGCCCUAUUUAUUCACCCACAUUCUCACUCGUCUGUCGGGGCGGUGGCUGCUCCCCCGCCUUCCCAGCGCUGAGCAAUCCCGCAGGUGAGGGGCGGUCCGGUCCCUCCCCCGUAGGCUGCACACUCGCCCGCAGGCCCUGGCAUGUCCCUGGUGCUACAGACCCCCCAAGGCUUCCUCCAGUCUGGGGUCGGGGACCCCGGGAGGUGCUUCCAGACCGCUAAUAAAGACGAUCUGCGCGAAC
This is a messenger RNA of Myotis myotis, 1783 nucleotides long. It is a transcript of the gene TLCD3B, whose product is annotated as TLC domain containing 3B. Lineage: Eukaryota; Metazoa; Chordata; Mammalia; Chiroptera; Vespertilionidae. Gene Ontology annotation, cellular component: endoplasmic reticulum; membrane. Gene Ontology annotation, biological process: ceramide biosynthetic process; lipid homeostasis. The record is from RefSeq and is a predicted model, not a curated record. The transcript has 5 exons. The coding region runs from base 296 to 1120 and encodes 274 amino acids. Gene Ontology annotation, molecular function: sphingosine N-acyltransferase activity.